Bicyclus anynana (squinting bush brown) is the source of this 901-nucleotide messenger RNA. RefSeq names its product larval cuticle protein LCP-30. Gene Ontology annotation, molecular function: structural constituent of chitin-based larval cuticle. Bases 82 to 816 code for a protein of 244 amino acids. The record is from RefSeq and is a predicted model, not a curated record. Lineage: Eukaryota; Metazoa; Arthropoda; Insecta; Lepidoptera; Nymphalidae. The transcript is spliced from 6 exons. Gene Ontology annotation, cellular component: chitin-based extracellular matrix.
AAGACGGACGUUUGGCUACGUAAUCAUCCCAUACACCAAGCAUUCUCUGCAGAAGACAGACGACACAAAAAAAUAAGAACAAUGAAAUUCCUCCUGGUCAUUUUUCUGGUAGCCGCAGCAUCAGCAGCUCCUCAGAACCGCCAAGAUGCACAGAUCCUACGAUACGACUCAAAUAACGCCGGCUUGGAUUCUUACAACUUCGUUUGGGAGUUGUCGGAUGGAACAAAACAUGAAGAACAAGGCCAGCUUAAGGACCAGGGAACGGAAAACGAAGGGUACGUGGUCCGUGGGGAGUACGGAUGGGUCGGCCCCGACGGUGUCGAAUACCUCAUCACCUACGUGGCUGACGAAAAUGGAUUCCAACCGCAAAUCCAACAAGGUCCUGGCGGAGCUGUCCCGUCAGCUGUUGUAGCAUCCCUUCUAGGUUUCCCCGUAGAAAGAACAAAUCUAAAAAUGAAACUGUUGGUAUUCCUGUGUUUAGUGGCUGUAGCAGCAGCGGCACCUCCUCCCUCAUACACUCGUACUAACAGUGUUGAUGCUGAGGUCAGAAGCUAUGAGAAUGACAAUGACGGUCUCGGUGGCUACAGAUACUACUUCGAACAGACCGAUGGAACAAAGCAAGAACAAAAAGCUGAGGUCCGCAAUGCAGGACGUGAAGACCAAUACCUCGCCAUCACGGGAUUCUACUCCUGGUUCUCUCCUAAUGGCGUAGAGUACAUAGUUAAGUACACUGCUGACCAGGAUGGUUACAAUUCAGAAAUCGAAGAGGGUCCCGGUGGAGCACCUCCAGCGCUUGUAGCCUCUCUUCUCGGCUAAACUUAAGACCUACAACCAUCGUUAACUAGUCCACGUCGUAAAUUAGUUCUUAUUUUGCUAAAAAAUAAAAAAGUUCCAUUAAAAA